Messenger RNA from Scheffersomyces coipomensis, 351 nucleotides. RefSeq lists its product as uncharacterized. Lineage: Eukaryota; Fungi; Ascomycota; Pichiomycetes; Serinales; Debaryomycetaceae. The transcript has a single exon. The record is from RefSeq and is a predicted model, not a curated record. The coding region runs from base 1 to 351 and encodes 116 amino acids.
AUGGCAACAGAUAGAAUUCAUCCCACUGAAGAAUUCAAUAUUGAAGACUCAUCGGAAUCUCAUGGAACCAAUAAAUUGAAUGCAUUCAGUAAAUUCUUAAAACCCUUAUCCACCGGAUUAAAUAGAAUUCAUACCAUUGUUUUAGAAACUGGCCUUACUAAUAACGAAAAAAUUACAUUUGAAACAGAGGUAUCAGAGAAGAAAGAUUAUUGUUUGUUAUGUCGGAAAUGGUCUAUUGGGAUUGUGGAAAUAAUUGCUUUAACGUUAAUAUAUUUUAUGAUGAUGGGAGCGAAGGGUUUAUUUAUUAGCAUAAUCCUUGAAAAAUUAUCAAAAGACAAAUUACUGUCUUAA